This is a messenger RNA of Clavispora lusitaniae ATCC 42720, 1728 nucleotides long. RefSeq names its product phosphoinositide binding protein. The record is from RefSeq and is a predicted model, not a curated record. Gene Ontology annotation, biological process: protein localization to phagophore assembly site; autophagy of mitochondrion; protein lipidation. Lineage: Eukaryota; Fungi; Ascomycota; Pichiomycetes; Serinales; Metschnikowiaceae. Gene Ontology annotation, molecular function: protein binding; phosphatidylinositol-3-phosphate binding; phosphatidylinositol-3,5-bisphosphate binding. Gene Ontology annotation, cellular component: cytosol; fungal-type vacuole membrane; extrinsic component of membrane.
AUGCUCAAAUCACAAGUGGCCGGGAAUGCUUACAUGAACUACUCACAACAAUUCCUGGAAAACAAAGCGCAAGACAAUUCGGAAACUAUGAGCGCAUCCCACGAAGAAUCGGAAGAGUCGAACGUCAACUUCAUCACUUUUAACCAAGAUGCUACAUGUGUUGCUGUGGGUCUCAGUACGGGCUACAAAAUCUACACAUUUCUGCCCAAGUUUCUCAAAUGCUAUGACAUAAAAAAAAAUGAGUCGGUGGGUAUUUUGGAGAUGCUCUAUUCUACUUCAUUAAUGGCCAUUGUGCCCCUUGGGGAGGAGCCAGGGUCUCUGCCUCGCAAGUUGAAAAUCGUCAAUACAAAACGAGGAACAACGAUAUGUGAUUUGAUCUUCCCUUCCACUGUUUUGCUGGUCAAACUCAGCAGACACAGAAUGGUUGUUGUCUUGGAGGAACAAAUUUACAUUUAUGAUAUUGCCACCAUGAAACUUCUUCACACUAUCGAGACGAGCCCCAACGUAAGUGGCUUGUGCACUUUAUCAGAUGCGGCUUUGGAUGAAUCUGGAAACACUCUUUUGGCUUACCCAUCGCCACCGAAAACAAUAACCCACGACUCCCUUCUUGUGACAGGAAUCAACACCAACGGCGGACUAAAUUCAGUACAGAAUAAUAUCCAGUCUGUGAGUAAUGCUCCAAAUAGAGUUGGCGAUGUUAUCAUAUUUGAUAUGAAGUCACUACAACCCUUGGCUGUGAUCGAAGCCCACAAAUCAGCCUUGGCGGCAAUGUGCUUAUCUAGCGACGGGAAGUUGCUUGCUACAGCUUCAGAUAAGGGAACUAUAGUGAGGGUAUUCAAUGUGGAAACCGGAGUGAAAAUGUUCCAAUUUAGAAGGGGAACCUAUCCUACUACGAUUUAUUCUCUAAACUUCAGCAAGGGCAACAAUUAUGUAAUUGCAACGAGCUCAAGUGGAACCGUCCAUAUUUUCAGAUUGGGUGAGGAGGAACUACUAGCCAAUAAGCAAAGACACAUCAGAAAUUCAACACCCAGAAAACCGAAAGUAAGUCCAGGGUAUAGCACUAUUGAUGAGGAAGCGGAAGAAGUUAGUGAGGCGCCCAAAAAUGGUGAUGAUGAUGAUGCAGAGUCCAUUGAAGAUGACAGCGACAGCGAUGCAGACGGUGAGGAGGUAGUUGAUGGAGAUCCAGAGGGAUUCGGAGUUCCUAGCAAGCAGAGAAAAUUGUCGCAAGGAUCAUCGAGCUCGUUCAACAGCACCUCCUCCACAGGAUUAGAAGAACAUAGGACCGAACCAAUUAUCGACCAAAAUAGGUUGUCCGUGGCACGUCUUAUUCGUCGCUCUUCUCAGACAUUGGGGCGAAAAGCGGCACAGAAAAUGGGAGACUUUCUCCCUUCCAGGUUUUCCUCGAUACUAGAGCCAACCCGUAACUUUGCGUCUUUGAAAAUACAAACCAACAACAAGGACGUCAAGUCAAUUGCGAUCAUGAGCACUGAGCUUUUUGAGGAUAUGGUACCCCAGAACAUUUUAUUGCCAAGGGAACAAGCUCAAGAUAACGGUCUUCUUCCAGUGAAAUCUUCGUCAUCUAGCAAUUCGGGAAAGGAUGUUCUCGCGGUGAAUCUUAUUCACAUAAAUGUUGUUACAUCCGAGGGUUAUUUCUAUACAUAUGGGUUGGAUCCUGAACGGGGCGGCGACUGCAUUCUUUUACACCAGUAUUCGCUUCUUGAUGAUUGA